AUGGCCCCUUCCAAGAAAAGUGUCAAGAAAAGUCCUGUUCCAACAGAGACAACCAAGCCGACCAAAGUAGCGCCACAAACUGCGUCGGCACCGCAAUCCGUCUUGAAAUACACCUCCAAGGAAGACAUCCCCGCAAUUGUCCAGAACCUCACCAAACAGCACAAUCAAGAGCACCAAACACACUCGUUGCAGUUCCGUUUGAACCAAUUGAGAAACAUCUACUUUGCUGUGAAGGACAAUAUCGAUGCUUUCAGCGAAGCUUUGUACAAGGACUUUGGCCGGUCCCCCGAGGAAACACUCACUUUGGAGUAUGUGACGUUUAUGAACGAAUUGGUUCACACCAUGGCACACUUACACAAGUGGAUGAAGCCAACUCCAGUGGAUGGAUUGACUCUUGCAGUGAAGACAAACUCGGUUUAUGUGGAACACGUUCCUCUCGGAGUGGUGCUUAUCAUUGCUCCUUUCAACUACCCAUUGCUUUUGUCGCUUUCUUCUCUCAUUGGCGCCAUUUCCGCAGGCAACUCUGUCGUAUUGAAAGUGUCGGAGCUCACUCCACAUUUCGCCCAGAAACUCACUGAAGUGCUCACAUCAGUACUUGAUCCGUCUGUUUUCGCCAUGGUCAAUGGUGGUGUAGAAGAGACUACACUCCUCUUGGAUCAGAAGUUUGACAAAAUUAUGUAUACGGGCUCCACUACUGUGGGCAAGAUCAUUGCGAAGAAAGCUGCAGAAACACUCACGCCUGUGCUUUUGGAACUUGGAGGCAAGUCGCCAGCAUUCGUUUUGGAGGACGUCAAGGAGCUGGAAAUUGACGCUGUGGCCAGAAGGAUAGUAUGGGGCCGUUUCACCAAUGCUGGACAAACGUGUGUUGCCAUAGAUUACGUGUUGGUGCACGAAACACUCAAGGAAAAGUUGGUUAGUGCCAUUGUUAAGGUGGUGGAGGAGCAGUUCUACAAGACUUUGGAUGCGAAAGACCCAUCGUAUACACACAUUAUCCACCAAAGAGCCUUUGACACUUUGAAGAAGAUGAUCGAGCUGUCUUCCGGAAAGAUUUGCACGGGCGGAACUACUGACGCCGAAACAAGAUUUAUUGCUCCUACUGUCAUUGACAAUGUCGACUGGUCGGACUCUACGAUGCAACAGGAGAUUUUUGGGCCCGUCUUGCCCAUUUUGACAUACACGGACUUGAAGGCUGCAGUCAAGCAAGUUGUCACCCGCCAUGAUACUCCGUUGGCCCUGUAUAUUUUCACGUCGGGCUCCCAUUCUCGGGCCAAGAAUAUCGACUUGGACUACAUCCAAACAAACAUCAGAUCGGGUGGCACUGUUAUCAAUGACAGCGUGUUGCACGUUUCUUUAGCGAAUGCGCCGUUUGGAGGUAUUGGUAACUCGGGCCAAGGCGCAUACCAUGGGAUCUAUUCGUUCAGAGCAUUUUCGCAUGAGCGUACGACGAUGGAAACAAAGCUCUCCAUGGACUUUGCUGUCAGCUCAAGAUACCCACCUUGCGAGCCAAAGAAAAUCAAUGUGAUGCAGCUGUCUAUGACUUCUUACAAUGGCGCAGUAUGGUUUGGCCGCACUGGAGACGUGAAGCCCAAUGGACCAAGUCUGUUAUGGUCUGCGUGGAAGGGGACUUUAGGUGUAAGCGCUUUGCUCUACUAUUUGUUCCAGGCCAUGUAA
Molecule: messenger RNA, 1671 nt
Organism: Clavispora lusitaniae ATCC 42720
Lineage: Eukaryota; Fungi; Ascomycota; Pichiomycetes; Serinales; Metschnikowiaceae
Product: hexadecenal dehydrogenase
Biological process (GO): aldehyde metabolic process
Cellular component (GO): cytoplasm
Molecular function (GO): aldehyde dehydrogenase (NAD+) activity
Source: RefSeq, a predicted model, not a curated record